CCGUGUGUGCGAUUCAUGACAUGUGACACAGCGGUCCACAUCAGGUGCAGGACAGGACGUGUCCUGUGUGUGUUUGUCCAGACGUGUGUCGAAGGGUCAAAUGAACGUCCAAAUACGGUCGUGGUCGUACGUACGUCUGUCAGCGCUGACAGACAGACUGACGUGUUCCCAUGGGGCUGUGCGUCUUCCACAGCUCCCAUCAGCCCCUGCUCCUCCUCCAUCCAGGCCUUCAGCUGUCAGUCAUCUCACCUGUGUGUCCAGGGGAUGUCCUCAGCAGAAGACGGACAGCUGUGUCUGAACAUCAGUCACUCUUCCUCCUCCUCUUCAUCCUUCAGGAGGAAGCCUGUAUCUGCACAGCAGCGAUGGGCCGUGAAGAAGCAGCGAGCAGAGAAGAGGAGGUUCAGCAGCUCCUCAGAGGUCAAAGGUCACUCCUUCAAAAAGAGGAGGGAGGAACCUGAAGCUCCUCCUCCUGAGGUCAAAGGUCACCUCAGUCAGGAGAAAAAAACUAACAGUAAUGCUGUCCACCAGGCUCCGCCCCCUGAGGACACUGACUGGACACCAGAGAAGAAGAAGAAGAUGAUUUUGAAGAAAGAAAAGGAUGAAGGAGCAAAGGAGGCGGGGCGGAGCUCCGUGAAGACGUCGUCUCUGUUUAAACACAACCCACAAAUCCCACAGAUGGACAGGCCUGUCGUUUCUCCGUUGAAGGAGCAGAUCUUCUCCAGUGCUUCGUUUUCAGAUCUGGAUCUUCAUCCUCACCUGGUGGCGACUCUGGACAAAGUCCUGAACGUGUCCACACUGACCAGUGUCCAGAAGCAGACGGUCCCUGUCCUUCUGUCGGGUCGAGACGCCGUCGUCCGAUCUCAGACGGGUUCAGGUAAGACUCUGUCCUACGCCGUCCCUCUGGUCCAGAGUCUUCAGUCGGUCCGUCCAAAGGUCAGCAGGUCUGACGGUCCUCUGGCCGUGGUCAUCGUCCCCACCAGAGAGCUGGCUCUGCAGACCUUCCAGACCUUCCAGAAGCUUCUGAAGCCGUUUACCUGGAUCGUCCCAGGUGUCCUGAUGGGCGGAGAGAAGAGGAAGGCGGAGAAGGCCAGACUCCGUAAAGGGAUCAACAUCCUGGUUUCGACUCCUGGUCGUCUGGUGGAUCAUAUCAAACACACCCUGAGUUUAGUCUUCAGCGCCGUCCGGUGGCUGAUCCUGGACGAGGCCGACCGGACGUUGGACCUGGGUUUUGAGAAGGAUCUGACGGUCAUCUUUAACAGCCUGAAUUCCAAAGGACCGAGUCGACAGAAUGUCCUUCUGUCUGCGACGCUAACCAGCGGUGUGACGCGAUUGGCUGACAUUUGUCUAAAUGAUCCUGUCACCGUCCAUGUGUCUGGCCCCGCCUCCUUUGACUCCACCACCACCCCUGCUGUGAAACCUGACCCUGACCCAGCUGACCAACCAGAGAGCUUCGCCAUCCCCGAAGCUCUGCAGCAGUUUGUGGUGGUGGUUCCCAGUAAGAUCAGGCUGGUUUGUCUGGCAGCGUUCAUCCUGGACAAAUGUAAGUUUUCUCAGGGUAACAAACUGAUUGUCUUUGCAUCGAGCUGCGAGAUGGUCGAGUUCCUCCACUCGCUCUUUUCCUCCGUCCUCUGCAGACCCUCAGCAAAUCACCAGGCAGAGCUCAGCUUCCUGCGUCUCCAUGGCAACAUGAAGCAGGAGGAGCGUUCAGACGUCUUCCAACAGUUCUCAGCAUCUCGGUCUGGAGUUCUGCUUUGUACGGACGUGGCGGCCAGAGGUCUGCACCUGCCACAGGUCACCUGGAUCGUUCAGUUCACUCCUCCGACGGCAGCGGCCGACUACGUCCACCGUGUCGGUCGAACGGCUCGAAUUGGACAUAGAGGAAGCAGCCUCCUCUUCCUCACCCCUGCGGAGAACGCCUUCAUCACAGAGCUGGCCAAUCACAACAUCAGCCUAUCAGAGAUGAAGCUGCUCGACAUCCUGUCUAGUCUAAUGAUGGACGACGCCUACAGGGGGCGGGGCAAAUACCACAGCCAGAGUUCGUCUAAAGCUCGAGAACAGGAGAUCCGAGAACGAGCCACCGUUCUGCAGACGGAGUUUGAGAACGUCGUUCACGCCGACGCUCAGUCAGUACAAAUGGCCAAAUCAGCGCUCCAGUCCUUCCUGCGGGCCUACGCCGCCUACCCCGCCCGCCUCAAACACAUCUUCCACAUCCGCUCGCUCCACCUUGGACACGCCGCCAAGAGCUUCGGCCUCCGAGAUGCCCCGCAGGGCCUGAGCGUCGCCACGGCAACGCACAACAGGAAACUCAAGAACCGCCACCAGAACCAGAGGCAGAGGACGGGAAAGCAGAACCCAGGACCAGAAGCACCUGCAGAGAAGAGGUUUCCUGGCGGACAGAGGGAGUCUCAUCUGGUCUGUUCAGAGUUUUCCUCCGGGUUGGACACAUCCAAGAAGAAGAAGAAGAAGAAGAGGAAGGCUCUGACUGGUCAAACAGGAGAGGGGGAGGAGCCUGAGUGACUGUUUACACACGUGUGAGAAAUGAUGUGAACUCUGAGCUGACGUUGAACCAGGGUGUCAAACAUACGGCCCGUGGACCUAAAGGGGCCGUCCAACGGUCCGGACCCGCCCACCAAUCUGAACUGAACCAUCGACCACGGAAAGUCCGUUUAUUCAGAACAGUGUGAUCUGAAGUGGAUCAGAACCAGGACCAUAUGAUCUGAAGUGGAUCAGAACCAGGACCAUAAGAACAGAAUCAACUAUAAACAAGGACAAAGACACAUGUUUAUGUUUUAGUG
This is a messenger RNA of Sphaeramia orbicularis (orbiculate cardinalfish), 2795 nucleotides long. It is a transcript of the gene ddx31, whose product is annotated as DEAD (Asp-Glu-Ala-Asp) box polypeptide 31. Bases 16 to 2517 code for a protein of 833 amino acids. Lineage: Eukaryota; Metazoa; Chordata; Actinopteri; Kurtiformes; Apogonidae. Gene Ontology annotation, molecular function: RNA helicase activity; nucleic acid binding; ATP binding. The record is from RefSeq and is a predicted model, not a curated record. The transcript is spliced from 21 exons.